This is a messenger RNA of Nicotiana attenuata, 561 nucleotides long. Its product is annotated as premnaspirodiene oxygenase-like. The transcript is spliced from 2 exons. NCBI's taxonomy places the organism in Eukaryota, Viridiplantae, Streptophyta, Magnoliopsida, Solanales, Solanaceae. The record is from RefSeq and is a predicted model, not a curated record. Bases 1 to 561 code for a protein of 186 amino acids. Gene Ontology annotation, molecular function: heme binding; iron ion binding; oxidoreductase activity, acting on paired donors, with incorporation or reduction of molecular oxygen.
AUGACCAAGGCACAAAGUGAAGUGAGACAAGCCUUCAAAGGGAAAUCGAGUUUUGAUGAAGAAGAUCUUGAUAAUUUGCCGUACCUAAUGUUAGUGGUUAAAGAAACAUUAAGGUUACACGCUCCAAGUAUAGUGCAUAGGGAAUGUAGGGAACAAACAUGUAUUGAUGGAUAUACAAUACCUUCUAAGGCCACAGUACUAGUUAAUACAUGGGCAAUUGGAAGAGAUCCAGAAGUUUGGCAUGACCCUGAGAGUUUUAUACCCGAGAGAUUUGAAAAUUCUUCUAUUGACUAUUUGGGAAAUCACUUUGAGUUUAUUCCAUUUGGUUCGGGGAAAAGAAUUUGCCCUGGAAUGCAGUUUGGUUUAGCUAAUUUUAGAUAUCCUUUGGCUCGGCUUCUCUACCACUUUAACUGGGAGCUUCCAUAUGGAACUAGUUCGAAAGAUUUGGAUAUGAGUGAGAAACCUGGAAUGAGUGCAGCGAAAGAGAAAGAUCUAUUCUACUUUAUUACAAAAGUUGAAUCUACUAGGAAGCCAGUUGUUUCUAAAUUGGUUGACAAAUGA